Molecule: messenger RNA, 3842 nt
Organism: Sceloporus undulatus (fence lizard)
Lineage: Eukaryota; Metazoa; Chordata; Lepidosauria; Squamata; Phrynosomatidae
Exons: 6
Coding region: 840-3497 (885 amino acids)
Source: RefSeq, a predicted model, not a curated record
ACCUCCAAAAUGACUUGAAGCAGCUUUACUUUGGCCUGUCUGUAUGGGGCCAAAGUUGAAGGGAUUGGAUAGGUUCAGCUUAAAGAGAAGUCUGGGCUGUGACAUGAUGGCGCUCUUUAAAUACCUUAACGACUGUCACAGAGAGGAAGGGACAGACGUCUCCGCUGGUAAGGCCAGGCUUAAUGGUUUUAAGUUACAGGAGGGUAAAUGUCCAUUCUAGAAAUGUGAGUGUACACAUACACCUUAAAAAUGUUGACAGUGAAUCUUGUACCUUGGGCCAGUUACUGUCUGUUAACUUAAGCCUACCUAUGGGAACUUACCUGCCUUGUACUAUUCCAGAAUGGGAGCAAUACCAAUAUCUAUCCACUGCAUCAGCAUCACGGUUUGAGGCAUCUGGGCAUCCAGGGUUUUUAAAGCACUUACUAGAAACAUCGUUAAAACAAAAUUAAGGGGAUGAUGCAGAUUUAGCAGGCGCAUGUGGUCUCACUUUCCUAAAGUCUGACUUACUGGAUUUAACACUAGUCUUUGUAAAACAAACUUCCUUCCUACAGGAGAUGUUCUUAUGACCUUGCGAUCUGCCUCUACUGAAUUGUCUACUGCAUGAAUGGAAAGAUGUAGCUACUGUGGCUGCUUAGAGUUCGGCCGUCUGGUUUUGAAAGCUGCGUGAUCUACGCUGCCUGUAUAAAUGAUGUAUGGAACUGAUUCAAAAGCAUAUUCUAUUGCAUUGAACUGAAAACCCUGAGUCUCAUCCCAUUUAAAUUCCCUUCUCUGGUGCUUAAACUCCUGUAAGCCUUGCCUCUGGCUUGUAAACAUCUACUGAUCAAAUCUUCCCGUUCUCUAUGAUAACAAUGAGGCGCGAUAGACCACAAGAGCGGGCAGCCAGCUGGCCAGCAGAGCAUAUCAAGGUGCUUCUUGCCCUGUGGACUGAGGCAGCCGUCACUCACGAUCUUAGCUCUCAUGGGAGAAACCGCGCAGUCUAUGAUGGUAUUUCUCAACGCCUUGCAGAAAUGGGCAUUUACCGGACUGGUGACCAGUGCCGAGAGAAGAUGAAAGGCCUGAAAGUGGCCUACCGCAAAGCUAAAGAAAACAAUUCGGUGGGGCGGCCACCCAUCAAGUGUCCAUUUUAUGAUGAGAUUGACCAAAUAAUGACACAGUAUAUAAACUGCAGGCCAGGCUUUCCUUCGGAGGCUGGUGAGGGGUCCAGUGUGACUGCAGACAGACAGGAAGGCCUCUCCAUAUCUGAGCCCUGGGGGGGUCAGUCCAGCAUCUCUGAGCGUUGGGGAUCCCAUGCUUCUGGGCACUGGUUGCCACAGACUGCUGCCUCUGAAAGCCAAGAGACUGAUGAAUUCAGCUAUGUCCAGGCAGAGUCUCGGGAUGCCUUCAGUGAGAUCCAGGUAAUUCCAGUUCAAGUGAAGGAAGAGGAAUCAGAAGAUGAAAUAUUGCCUGAGCUGGAUGUCUCCUCUCCUAUAGUGAUGGAGACUCAACCUGCACCGAGACAUCUCAUCUCUAUGCUUGACCAACGGCCUCAUCUUCGAACUCGGAAGCAAAAAGCUCAGGGGGACGGGCAGUCAGGCUACCAAAGGGGCACUGGCCAGAAAUACAAUCGUUCGCAUCAGCUGGAGCUGCAGAGAAUGCAGAGACAGGUUGCCAGCCAAGUAGAGGAGAAGCAGAGUUUAGCAGAGUUCAUUCAGCAUGAUAAAGAGAUGCGCCGUGAGGAUAGAGAGUUCCAGGCCCAGCUCUUUGAGAAGCUUUUCCAGAAACAAACUGAACUUAUCCAGGCACUCACUCAACGACCUCCUCCCAGUCCUACCUCCACUGCUUGUACCAAUGUUCUACACACCUAUCAGGUGUCUACAAAGGCUGGAACAGGAACAACACCAACUCCAGGUCCUGGCUCACAGCUCCAGGCUUUACUAGAGCAGAUAAUGCAAGCUGAAGGAUCAGGAAAGGGCCUAACCAGGCUUGCAAUGAAGGAAGCACUUGGAGGAGCAGUGAAGGUGCCCCCUGAUGUGCAGUACUGGACUGCUGAAGAGAUACUGAGGUGGCUGCUUUCACAGCAGUCUCCUGGAGACCAAUGCCAAGAAGUGCUGACAGGCCCAAGGCAGUUUGCAGUUGCAGGGCACAUGGGAACAAUGGGGAAAGGUGAUAACCCAGAGGCACAUCUCUCUGUUUUGAAUCCAUUAUGUGACUCCUACCAAAAUUCAGGACAGCAAAGGAAAGGCCAACUUCGUAGCAAAGGCCAGCAGCUCUAUGGAAGCAGUUGCGCUAAACCACUAGAAACAGACACAGACUUAGAGAUGCACCGCCAGAGUUUCAGGCAGUUCCGCUACCAGGAUGCAGAGGGACCCCAAGAGGUCUACAGGGGCUUGUGGCGCCUUUCCCACCAGUGGCUGCGCCCAGAGGCCCAUACCAAAGAGCAGAUCAUGGAACUGCUAGUUGUUGAGCAGUUCUUGAGCAUUCUCCCUGAGGAGAUCCAGACUUUGGUACGCGAAUGUCAGCCAGAAAAUGGCAAGGAGGCUGUGGCCCUGGCAGAGAGGUUUCAGCUUCACUUUGAGUCAAAGAAGCAACGAGACCGGACACAGAUGACAUCUGAUGACAUAGUGGCAGAUUCCCCCCAUGAAGAACUAGAUGAGGAUCAGAGACAGCCCUACAUCAAAGACAGUCAAGACAAUCCUAUGAGGGGUGACCCGCUUGGUACAGAAGCUCACCUUCGGCUGAGGAAGAGGCCAAAGCCAGGUCCAAGGGAACGGAUUGUGGCCAAACAGGAUGGAGAACAUGAAGAGGCAACCACAAAGCAAAGGAAGCUGGACAAAAACCUAGAGGACCAGGAGACAAUGGAGACCGGUGAAAAAUUAAAGCAAAUUCCCAGUUCUAUGCCAGGAAAGCAAAGUGGGAAACCAAAACCCCGGGGAAGACCUAUUCCAGGGUGUAAUGCUUCUGUGCCUGGAGAGAGUCAUAUUGAAGGUGGAACCAAGAUAGAUGCCAAUGGCAGAGGUUCAGAAGGUCUAAAUGGGGUACUCUCCCCCGAUCCAUUGAAUGAACAGAAGGGAUCAGCUGGGCUUGGGCCAUCUCGGUUGGUUUUUGACAAAGUUGUGACUGUUCCAGGCUCCCAGCGUGAGCAUGAUGGCCACAUGUCUCCUGAGGCCGAUGGACCGUCACUCAGUGACAGCAUUGACAUUUUACUGGAUUCUCCCUGGAGUGGAAAUGGCAGUGGUGACACAACUCAUGAUGGCCCAUCUGGUCCUAGGAUGUUACCAUCCUGCGCCAGUUGCACCAUGUUGAAGGCUGAGUUGGAUACUCUGCGUGAAGAGCUCAGACUAACCCAAGCUUCCACACUGUAUGGGUUGAGCGGUACCGCAUUACGAGAUUUGUCAGAGGCUCUUGGCACCAUUGUGCACAUCCUCAACAGUAGGAAGUCCCUGUCAACAACCAAUGCAUCCCAGAAUGUCACUGAAAUUCCCAGCAGGCCAGAAUGGCGAGAGAGAAAUCACUUAUGAAAUGUCUCAUGGGCUGAACGUAACCUAGCAUCAAGAAAUUCAGCAGCAAUAUUGACAAUACUAGGUUGAGGACCUAUAUUAAAAAGGAAGAAAAGUGCCCUCAGUUCUUGGUGGUCUGAGACUUAUAACUUACCUUGCUACAUUCAUCUCCUUCCAAUCGCAUAUCAUAUAGGUUGUUCAGACUGCAACAGGCUCUGGAGCUAAUGCUCUUUUUACUGUAUGGCAAAUGUUGACUGUCAUUACUUUUUUAAUGCUUCUCUGUUUAUUUGUUUUUUUAUACAGUAGUAGCUGUUUGUUUGUUUUUCCUCUUUCCUGCUUGGAUCUAAAUAAAGCUACUGAGAAUGG